This is a messenger RNA of Pseudophryne corroboree (corroboree frog), 3745 nucleotides long. RefSeq names its product cytochrome P450 2A4-like. The transcript is spliced from 9 exons. Gene Ontology annotation, molecular function: iron ion binding; arachidonate epoxygenase activity; oxidoreductase activity, acting on paired donors, with incorporation or reduction of molecular oxygen, reduced flavin or flavoprotein as one donor, and incorporation of one atom of oxygen. The coding region runs from base 84 to 1571 and encodes 495 amino acids. Gene Ontology annotation, cellular component: cytoplasm; intracellular membrane-bounded organelle. Lineage: Eukaryota; Metazoa; Chordata; Amphibia; Anura; Myobatrachidae. The record is from RefSeq and is a predicted model, not a curated record. Gene Ontology annotation, biological process: epoxygenase P450 pathway; xenobiotic metabolic process.
UACAUAGGCAAAGCUAACUGCGUUCAGUGACUGGCAGACUGGCAGAAACACAGUGAGCUCAAGCCAGUGAGGACUAACUGAGAAUGUAUUUACUACCAGAUUUCACAUCGCUACUGAUGUUAUAUGUUUUUUUCCUCAUCUCGUAUUUAUGUUUGAAAAGAUAUUGGAGGAAUGACACCCUUCCUCCUGGACCAACACCUCUUCCAUUGUUGGGGAACUUCCUAGAGUUAGGAGUAGGAGGAUUAGUCAACUCUAUGACAAAACUUACUGAGAAAUAUGGUGACAUAUUUACUGUCUACCUGGGGUCCCGUCCAGUCGUGGUGGUCACCGGAUACAAGUUAGUAAGACAAAUCUAUUUGGACAAUGGAGAUGAUUACUUAAAUCGGGGGGACAUGCCAAUUUUUGAAACUUUCUACAAACAUCAUGGCAUGAUAUUUACCAAUAACCUGUAUAGGUGGAGGACGCUCCGUCGGUUUUCUAUGCCUGUUUUGCGGGAUCUUGGCUUUGGGAAAAGGAGCACUGAAGACCGUAUUCAAGAAGAGACAUCCCAGCUGCUUGCAGAACUAAAGGAGACUAAAGAAUCCUUUUUUGAUCCUCAGCACUGUUUCAGCAAAUCUGUUUGCAAUAUUAUUUUUUCCUUGAUGUUCGGAAAUCAUCAUAAAUAUGAGGAUGAUGACAUCGAUACUGUUUUGUCUUGUAUAAAUGAAGCAUUAGCGAUUAUGAGCUCAGCCUGGGGACAGAUGUAUGAUAUGUUUCCUGGCCUGAUGAGAUUUAUUCCUGGACCUCACCACAAAAUAUUUAAACUACUGAAGAAGCUCAGCCAGUUUGUGGAAACUAGAAUAAAAAUUAAUCAGAAGACUUUGGAUCCUAAUAACCCAAGGGAUUAUGUUGACGUUUUCCUCAUUCAAAUCGAAAAGGAGAAAAAUAACCCAGACAGUGAGUUUUACAUGAAGAAUUUACUGGCAAACUCAAUACAGCUCUUCUUCGCUGGGGUGGAGACCACGAGCACAACGCUGACCUAUUCUUUCUUAGUUCUCUUAAAAUACCCUGAUGUCCUUGCCAAAGUCCAUGAGGAAAUUGACAAUGUCGUUGGUCGAAAUCGCAGCCCAACUAUGCAAGACAGAAGCAACCUGCCUUACACAGAAGCAACAAUCCAUGAAAUCCAAAGAUUCACAGACCUGGUUCCCUUGGGUUUACCACGGAAAACAAUUAGGGAGGUGAAACUAAAAGGAUACACAAUACCAAAGAACACUGAUGUUACCCCAGCACUGACAUCUGUUCUGCAAGAUCCGUCUUGUUUUAAGUAUCCAAAAGAAUUCAACCCUGAAAAUUUCCUCAAUGACAAGGGAGAAUUUCAGAAGAAUAAUGCCUUCAUGCCUCUAGCUGCAGGAAAGAGAAACUGCCUCGGAGAGCCAUUAGUACGAAUGGAACUGUUCCUCUUCCUUGCCAUCAUCCUACAAAGUUUUGACUUGAAGUCCCCUGUGCCACCGGAAGAAGUAGACGUUACACCCAAUGUAUCUGGAAUUGCAAAUCUUCCCAAACCAUACAAAAUUGCCUUUAUUCCUCGCUGACUGUUAAAUGCAAACGUUUGUCUGUGGAGAAUUUACCAUGUCUUCAUCUGUGGAAUUCCAUUCAUUUACAUAUUUGAUACCCUAUAUUAUGAGGGCAAUUUUUUUUUUAUUAAUUAAAGAAUUAAAAAUAAUGAACAAUUACAUUAUGGGGGCAAAAUAUAUAUAUUUUUUAUGUAUAUUCGGAAGGCUGAAUUGAUGUUACAUUAAGAGGAGAAUAUUAUUUCAGCAUUAUAUUAAGUAGGACAAUAGUAUUUUACAAUUAUAUUAUAGGGAAAACGCUAUUGAUUAGGUGCAAUGAUAAUUAAUAUAUGAUUUAUAGUGCAGACAAGUCUGAUAUCUGUUACAUCUACUAAAAAGCAAACUUUUAAUUUCUCAUCUAAGCUCAGUUUUCUAACCCCAUUUGAGGAAAUUUCAUUCUCUUCUUAUCCUUUCUGAUAGGAUUUAGUCAGGAUCCUGGUGGUCAGGAUCCCGGCUGUCAAAAGACCAACGCCGGAACCCCAACACUGAUCACAAUGUUAGCGCCGGAAUCUCCAUAGCUAGGACGUCCAUGCCGGGACAUAAGAGAGGUUAGCCGGGGGAUGGUGGGGUUGUUAGGUUAAGGCUGAGGGGGUAGGGUUAGAGUUAGAAUGCAGAGAGGGGGUUUAGGCUGCGGGGAGGAGGGGGGUUAGGGUUAGGCACCCCCGGGGAAGGAUAGGGUUAGGCUGCAGGGGUGGAGGGUUUAGUUUAGGAUGUAAGGGAGGGUUAGGAAGUAGGGUUAGCUUGCUUCCCAACCCCUGUCGGGAUUCUAAACAGCAGGUUGCCACCUUCAGUAUUCUGGACGCUGACACAGCUCACGCCGGCAUUUCAGACCCAACCCCUUUCAAACCAAUACAGGAAGAGAUAUGUUAAUUUGCCACAUUAACAUUUUCAUAUUGUUGCUUAACUUUACAACAUCGGUUGCCUUUAUUUUGCCAAAUCCAGUCAAAAAUACUUCUACUCACAUACAGUAUAAGGCCAUAACAAAUUCCACCAACAUACAUUAAGGGGAUAUCCAAUAAGCCAAGAUAACCCAUUUUUUAUGUGGAAAAACUGGCUUUUAUCACAAUUCAUGAAAGGAUCUGUUCAAUUAUUUGAUAUUUCUCCAUAGAUUUUAUCACAAAUUCCUUUUCACCACCUCUGUGCAGGUGAAAAGUUGGGGAAAAUCCCUAUAUUAAGGUAAACAUUUUGGGAUUUGGUUUCAGAACUCCAGGGAAUUAGUCAAUUUUAAUUGGCCAAUUUUGGGGGUAAAAAAGUGUAAAAUGCAGGUACAAGACAUGGAACAAGUACAUUAGGUAUUGAGAGUAAUCAUUUUUUGAGGGGGAUUUUUUUUUAAGUUUCUUAAAUUGACCCAAAUAUAUACAGUACUUAUACCCAUUUUUAUGUACCCCCAAUUUAAUUUGAUCACUUAUUUUACUGAAAAACACUUGCUUUCUAUACUUUUUUUCAAAAAUGCAAAUAACAGUAAUUUGACCCAAUUUAAGUACCUUAACUUAUAUUAUGACCACUAAUACACUGCUAUACUGUUAUCCUAUAUUAUUUUGGCCUUUUGGGGGGUACAGGUAAAUUUUCCCAUUUUCACCUAAAUAUUUCUCUGGUUUUUCCGGCAAGAAUUAUCGCACAAAACCCAUUUUCGCACAUUUGUAAUUGGAUAGGUCAAAAAACGGGAGUGCGCAUCCCACAAAAAGCGUCAGUUUUCAAGCAAUAGGUGCGAAAAGUGUACUCGCUGUAAAUUACCACUGCCAAUUGGAUAUCCCCCUAAAUUUCUUCACCUGCUCCUAAUUGGCUCCCUCUGUUCUGCCUCUUCAUUCUAAUUGGCUGUUCCUUUUCCUGAUUACAGGAUGUUUUUCAACUAUUUAAAAACACAAGCUUAUUAAAUUCCCCAAAGAACUUAAACUCUCUGACUGCAUACUGGCAUUGCUAUAUAACUGUAUUACAUAGACUCCUUAAGCACUUUAGAAAUUGGCUGCAAUAAUAUGUGGUAUGUGGCAUUUACCCUCAUGUAUUUACAGUAGCUCCUUUUUUCUUAUAGAUUGCAAACUUCUGAGCUGGGUACUCUUCUUAUCUGUAUGUAUGUACCUAAUCUUGAUUUAUUACAGUGUUUUCAACUGUACAUCUCUGAAUUGAUAUCUAUAAAUAAAAUGUACAGUACCUACUAA